AUGUGUGAGGGAGAAAAGUAUGAAAGAAGUGCGAAUAAAGGGCCAAUAAUUGGGGGCCCCCUCUCUCUAAUUGAUACAGAAGGUCAGAUUGUAACCGAAAAGAAUCUUAUCGGGAAUUGGGUUCUUUUAUACUUUGGUUACACUUCGUCUCCUGAUGUGGGCCCCGCAGAAGUUCGAAAGAUGGCCAAUACCAUUGAUAUAUUAGAGUCGAGACAGAAUAUCAAGGUCUUGCCCGUAUUUGUCACGAUUGAUCCUCAGCGGGACACUCCCUCACAUCUUCGUACUUAUAUUAGAGAGUUUGACUCGAGAAUAGUGGGAUUGACCGGACCAGUUGCUGCUAUAAGACAAAUCGCACAAGAAUACAGAGUGUUCUUUAAAAAAAUUGAUGAACAAGGAGAUGAUUAUCUUGUCGACACUUCUCAUAACAUGUACUUGAUAAAUCCAAAUAUGGAGGUGGAAAGAUCGUUUGGUGUUGAGUAUAGCACGGAUGAGCUGGCGGAGGCGAUAACCAAAGAGAUAAAGAAAAGCAAAAUAACAAAUUCGCAAAAUUGAUGUGUCGAACACGCAGGUUGUGAAAAUUUCUCCCCUUUGUCACAAUUGACAAUUUUUAGACGAAUUUUCUGAAGUAUUGCAUUUUCAUUAUUUUGUUGUACUAUUGGAGUGAUUAUUACAAAGAGGUUAAUGUUCUGUCUUUGGAGGUA
Molecule: messenger RNA, 701 nt
Organism: Erythranthe guttata (spotted monkey flower)
Lineage: Eukaryota; Viridiplantae; Streptophyta; Magnoliopsida; Lamiales; Phrymaceae
Source: RefSeq, a predicted model, not a curated record